Eimeria mitis is the source of this 240-nucleotide messenger RNA. RefSeq lists its product as uncharacterized. NCBI's taxonomy places the organism in Eukaryota, Apicomplexa, Conoidasida, Eucoccidiorida, Eimeriidae. The record is from RefSeq and is a predicted model, not a curated record. The transcript is spliced from 2 exons. Bases 1 to 240 code for a protein of 79 amino acids.
AUGGAUGCGUGCUACUCGAGUCGGCGUGAAGACAUUCCUUGGCCAGCAACGACGAAAUUGCUUCUCUUGGCAUCCGAACAUUUGACUCGUAUCUUCCUCUGUGCCUUUGCCAAUCGUGGCACUUCAGUGGCGGAGGGCACUUACCACGCCUUGACUGUCUUUGCUCCGUUGCGCAGGGGAGGCAAGAAGCGAUUGAGUGGCAAUGACGCUAUGCAAUGCAGACGGAAGGACAGUGGCUGA